Molecule: messenger RNA, 1218 nt
Organism: Penicillium cinerascens
Lineage: Eukaryota; Fungi; Ascomycota; Eurotiomycetes; Eurotiales; Aspergillaceae
Exons: 3
Coding region: 1-1218 (405 amino acids)
Molecular function (GO): O-methyltransferase activity
Source: RefSeq, a predicted model, not a curated record
AUGGACUCCAUUGUUGCCCAAAUCCAUGCUCUGGCCGAAUCCGCCGACGAGGGCGACCGACUGCAGAUCCAGAUUGCCCUUCGGAAGACCCUCUCAGAGCUGCAAAGUCCCAAAGAUGUAGUAGUUGAUCUCAUGAAUUCGACUCUGCUGUGCGCGAUGAUCCGCGUCGGAGUAGACAUAGGGCUGUUCCGUACGUUGGCUGAGAAUGACAAGCCAUUCGAACUUGCAAAAUUGGCAGAAGCCACGGGUGCAACUCCUGAGCUUCUGGAGAGAAUUGCUCGAUAUCUGGCCUCGAACAACACAAUCAAGGAGGUUGGCAUUAACGAGUACCAAGCAAGCAAUAUCACCCAUAUUUUUUCUAGCGAUUUGGGUGAGGGCAUGGUCAACCACGGCUUUAAUACACACGGGCCUGUCAUUCAAGCACUGCCCGACUUCCUUGCAGCGAACAAGUACCAGGACAUCACCAGCAACACAAACACACCAUUCCAGGUUGCCCACAGCACCAAGCUCCAAUCUUUUGACUGGAUGGUGCAGAAUCCGGAACACUUCGCUUCCCUGCAGAAAGUUAUGACAGCCCUCAAGGGAGCGGAAUGGACCGUUGGUCUUGACACGCUUGAUAUUGAAGCAAAGAAAGUUGCUUCAACGCCUCCUCAGCCUUCCGAGAAGCCAUUCUUCGUCGAUGUCGGAGGUGGUCAUGGCCAUCAGUGCAUUCAGCUGGGCAAGAAGUAUCCCAAUCUUCUCGGCCGCCUCGUAUUACAGGAUCUACCUGUGGCCGUCAACAAGCUGUCUCCCAUCGAAGGCGUAAGAACCGAAGCGUACGACUUCUUUGAAAAGCAGCCAAUCUCCGGUUCGUGCUACUACCCUCAGGAAUCCUCUACACCAUCAUCUAACAUUGAACCCAUAGGAGCCAAGUUUUACUACCUCCGAAGAAUCAUGCACGACUGGCCCGACAAAGAAGCCGUAAAAAUUCUUCUCAACGUCACCGGUGCCAUGGCCCCAGAUUCCCGCAUUUUGAUCGACGAGAUUGUCAUGCCAGAUAUUGGAGCCCACUGGGAGGCCACUAUGCAAGACCUCGCAAUGAUGAAUAUGUGCGCUGGAAAGGAGCGUUCGAAACAACAGUGGUUGGAUCUCGCUGAUCGGGCGGGCUUGCGUGUCGAGAAGAUUCAUACUUACGUCCCGUCUACCUAUACUUCGGUUCUUGUUUUGGCUUUGAAGUAG